AUGUCUCCACCUCGGAACCUCCGAGAAGUCCAGAGGCUGAAUGGACGUCUGACCGUACUGAACCGCUUCCUGUCCCAGUCUGCUGAGAAAGCUCUGCCGUUCUUUAAGGUGCUGAAGAAGGCUGCCGACGAGGCUGUCAGUGCUGUGCUCAUCCGAGAUGAGGGCACUCAAGUGCCGGUCUACUAUGUCAGCCGAGCCCUUCGCGGGUCGGAAACUCGGUACACCCAGGCGGAAAAACUCGUAUCGGGACUAGUCCACGCAACUCGGUGGCUAAAACCCUAUUUCCUAACUCAUCCCAUUUCCGUUAGGACAUACCAGCUUAUCCGGCAGAUAUUGGUGCGUCCCGAGGCUUCCGGGCGCCUUACCAAGUGGGCUGUCGAAUUGGGAGAGUAUGAUCUGUCAUAUGAGCCACGCACUGCCAUAAAAGCUCAAGUUUUAGCCGACUUCCUUGCCGAACUCACCUUCACGGAAGGUCGAGAACCCACCUCCGCCAUUGCCGAGGUGUCCACCCCACACCUGUGGACGUUGUAUGUGGACGGAUCCUCUAAUGGGGAUGACAACGGAGCAGGACUGCUCCUAAAGGACCCCCAUGGGGAAGUGUGCUCAUUUGCCUUCCGUUUUGAUUUCCCCGCCACCAAUAAUGAAACUGAGUAUGAGACCUUAAUCGCUGGACUCCAGCUAACCCGCAGACUCGGUGCCCAACGGAUCCACGUCCGCAGUGACUCCCAACUGGUAGUAUUCCAAGUUCUUGGUGAAUAUGAGGCCAAGGAUGAGACCAUGCAACGGUAUCUCUCCAAAGUUCACCAGCUCACCUCAUACUUUCAAUCUUUCGAAAUCCAAAGAAUAUCCCGGUCCCAGAAUAGGCAGGCUGAUGCCUUAUCCCGGCUGACUUCCACAUCAUUCUCUGACCUCAACAAGACUAUUUUGGUAGAGGGAAUCCUCCCCGAGGACCGAGUCGAGGCAAGAAAGAUACAACGCAAAACUGCUCGGUACGCUCUCCGCGAGGAAGAGCUGUAUAAAUGCUCCUACCUCGGCCCGUGGCUGAGGUGCGUUACGCCUGAGGCAGGACGCCAGAUCCUUCACGAGAUCCAUGAGGGCCUAUGUGGGGCUCACGUCGGCCACAGAAUGUUAGCUAAGAAGACUUUGCUCCUUGGGUACUUCUGUCCCUCCGUUCGACAAGACGCCCAAGACCCUGUUCUCGGCUGCCCUUCUUACCAAGUCCACGCCUCUGAGCACCACCAGCCCUCAAAUUUCAUGGUUCCCAUCACCUCACCCUAG
Coffea arabica (coffee) is the source of this 1278-nucleotide messenger RNA. RefSeq lists its product as uncharacterized. The record is from RefSeq and is a predicted model, not a curated record. Gene Ontology annotation, molecular function: RNA-DNA hybrid ribonuclease activity; nucleic acid binding. NCBI's taxonomy places the organism in Eukaryota, Viridiplantae, Streptophyta, Magnoliopsida, Gentianales, Rubiaceae.